UUAUUCUUACAUGCUGCACCCGUGUCGGGGCCGUCGUGGCCCCAAGGGGGGGCGCUGUGUCGGGGGGGGUGGUGGUGGUGGUGGUGGUGGUGGUGGUGGUGGUGGUGGUGGUGGUGGUGGUGGUGGUGGUGGUGGUGGUGGUUGUGGUGGUGGUGGUGGUGGUGGUGGUGGUGGUGGUGGUGGUGGUGGUGGUGGUGGUGGUGGUGGUGGUGGUGGUGGUGGUGGUGGUGGUGGUGGUGGUGGUGGUGGUGGUGGUGGUGGUGGUGGUGAUGGUGGUGGUGGUGGCAGGGAAAGUGGGUCUGACGAAGGGAUCGGCAUCUACAACAAUGGACGGAGAGUACAGCUACCCAACUGGGACGAUACUGGAGAUAUCCCAGUGGAGACACUCGCACGAUUCGAGAAGGACGUGAAGCGGACCGACACCGGGUUCCUGGCGAUAGCAACAGAGGUAGAGAAUGACGGAGAGAAAGCCUCGGAAACUCCAGAACAAAUCAAGGAAUUACUGAAGGAGUUCCAAGACAUUCUUCCUAACGAUCUUCCGAACGAGCUACCGCCAUACCGAACGCAUCAACAUGAGAUCGUGGAGGAACCUGGUUCGAAGCCGACCUUCCGAGCACCAUACCGGCUCAGCCCUACGGAACUGACUGACAUGAAAAAACAGAUCGAGUAUCUCCUAGCCAAAGGACUCAUCCGGCCAUCCACUUCGCCAUACGGUGCCCCAGUACUCUUCACACCGAAACCGGACGGAAGCCUGCACAUGUGCGUCGACUACCGAGCUCUUAACAAGCAGACCAUCAAGAAUAAAUAUCCGAUACCGCGAAUCGAUGACCUGCUUGACCAGCUUCGGGGAGCUACGGUAUUUUCCAAACUGGAUCUGCGGUCCGGAUACUGGCAGAUACGGAUGGCGGACAACUCUAUCCACAAAACUGCUUUUCGAACUCGGUAUGGAUCGUACGAGUAUUUGGUAAUGCCGUUCGGACUCACCAUCGCGCCGGCAACGUUCCAAGCCGAAAUGAACCACAUUCUACGACCACUUCUGGACGAAUGCGUGGUGGUGUACCUGGACGACAUACUCAUCUACUCGCGCGACAUGAAGCAGCACGUCGAACACCUGCGACGCGUCUUUGAAAUUCUUCGACGGGAACGAUUCUACGUCAAACUGUCCAAGAGCGAAUUCGCCCUUGAAAAGGUCCAGUUCCUAGGACACAUGGUGAGCGCUCAAGGAGUUCACGUCGACCCCAAGAAAAUCGAGGCAGUACGCACGUGGAAGACACCCGAGAACGUGAAGGAGUUGCAGCAAUUCCUAGGCUUCGCUAAUUACUACAACAGGUUCGUGCCACAGUAUGGGAAAAUCGCAGCACCACUCACGAAUCUGCUGAAGAAGAACACGCCCUAUAAAUGGGAAUCAAAGCACCAGGAAGCCGUGGAGCAGCUAAAACAAGCACUCACGUCCGUACCGGUACUCAUCUUGCCAGAUCCCGAACGCAACUACGUGAUCGAAGCUGACGCCAGCGACCAGGUAGUGGGGGCAGUUUUAAUGCAAGACCAGGGGAAUGGACUGCAACCAAUCGCCUACCUCAGCAAGAAACUACACGGAGCAGAACUAAACUACCCGAUACACGACAAAGAGGCCCUUGCCAUCGUCAUCGCCUUCAAAGCGUGGAGAUGUUAUCUCGAAGGACGAAGAACAACCGUCUACACCGAUCACUGCAGCCUGAAAUACUUGAAGACACAACCCAAUCUUUCCAAGCGGCAGGUCCGGUGGAUCGACUUCCUCGAGACACACUUCCACUACAACAUCGUGUACAAGCCCGGCCACAAAAACAAAGCAGACGCUCUCAGCCGGCCUGCACACGUUGCCGCUAUUCAGAUUGAAGGGAUGAAUCCACUACUCAAGGGACUCUUCACACACGGGUACGCCAUCGACCCCGAAAUUCCCUUGGCAGAAAAGCGACAUUUGCUACAGUGGGACAGUGACAUUGCAUACCGGAAAGGAUCAACAAAAAUCUGGGUACCCAAUUACCCUCCUUUGCGCCAGAUACUACUCGAAGAAUACCACGACGUCCUCUACGCCGGACACUUCGGUAGCAACAAGACGCUCACCGGUAUCGCCAAACACUACUACUGGCCCCAUAUGGCAGACGACGUCCAGAAAUUCGUCACCUCGUGUGAUACAUGUCAGCGGAUGAAGAGCAGCAAGCAGAAAAAGGCGGGACUACUGCAGCCUCUUCCUGUCCCAGAACAGCCAUGGCAAGUGGUCAGCCUAGACUUCAUCACCGGGUUACCACCUACCACCAGCAGUCAUGACGCAAUCCUUGUCGUCAUUGACAAGUUCUCUAAAAUGGGAUACUUCAUCCCGACACACACGACGGCACGCACCGAGGAGACAGCACAGCUCUUCGUUCGUCACAUCAUCUCACAGCAUGGCAUCCCAACCACACUCAUUUCCGACCGAGAUCCCAAGUUCACCAGCAAGUUCUGGAAGGAACUUAUAUCGCUUCUCGGGACCAAACUCGCCAUGUCAUCCGCAUACCAUCCGCAGACAGACGGACAGACCGAGCGCCUCAACCAAAUUGUUGAGCAACUCCUCCGAGCAGCCUGCAAGGACGACAUCUCCAAAUGGGACUUGCACCUGCCCGUACUAGAGUUUGCUUACAACAAUGCUACGCAUGCCGCUACUGGACAGACGCCGUUCUUCCUCUGCUACGGACGCCACCCACUCACACCACAGAAACCGACAACAUCCGCUACAGUACAACCUGCACAUGAUUUCAUCACAACCAUGCAUCAGCUUUGGGAUCGGACCCACAAGCGCCUCCUUGACAUUCAACAGCAACAGAAGCACCAGGCCGAUCGCCAUCGCAACGACCACACCAUCACGGUGGGAGACCAGGUGCUUCUUGACACCCGCAACCUGGACAUCAGCCACCUCCCAUCUAAACUUCGACCUCGCUUCUGCGGGCCUUUUCUCGUUGAAGCACAGGUCACUCCUGUUACCUUCCGCUUACGCCUGCCAGCUACCUGGAAGAUUCACAACGCCUUCCAUGUCCAGCUUCUGAAGCCCUACCGGGAUCCGAACACGAUCUUCGUCGGACGCCAACCGCCGCCGCCGCCGCCCGUCCUCGUUCACAAUGAACCCGAGUACGAGGUCGAGUCCGUGCUAGCACACCGCCGACGUCGGAAUGGCACCAUGGAGCUUCUCAUCCGUUGGAAGGGUUAUGACCCUUCUGAGGACAGCUGGGUCCCUGAGUCCGACAUGGGUAAUGCCCGUCGUCCUCUGCAUGACUACAUUGAACUGCGGUGUGCAGCAGUUAUAACUGCUCCAGCCCCUCAAUCGUCAACUGCAUCGUUGGUUAGCUCUGGUCAUCCGUCUCCUGAAUACCUAACCAUGGCUGCCUCAGCUGUGUCUGCCAAGUUUACCACCCCUGCCCAGGCUGUGUCCAAGGGCCUUGGCGACUUCGAUGGCCUGAAGAGCACCAAUGUGGCCUCGUUUGGCAAGAAGCAGGAGGACUUCAUUGCUCGUGUCGGCGCUCAGACUGCCGCGGCUCCCUCUUCUGCCAAGCGGGCGGUUGCUGAGGCCAAGAUCAAGGUGGCCAUCAAUGGCUUCGGACGCAUUGGCCGCAACUUCGUCCGCUGCUGGCACGGCAGGGAAGACUCCCCUCUUGAGAUUGUUGCCAUCAACGACUCCGGCGGUGUGAAGCAGGCUUCCCACCUCCUGAAGUACGAUUCCAUGCUCGGCACCUUUGGCGCUGACGUGAAGGUCGUCUCCGACAAGGCCAUCUCCGUCGAUGGGAAGGAAAUUAAGAUUGUUUCCGACCGCAACCCGCUGAACCUUCCUUGGGGAGAGCUGGGGAUUGACCUCGUCAUCGAGGGUACUGGCGUCUUCAUCGAUAACGAGGGUGCUGGCAAGCACAUCAAGGCAGGUGCCAAGAAGGUUCUCAUCACUGCCCCUGGCAAGGGUGCCAUUCCGACGUACGUGAUUGGUGUCAAUGCUGACCAGUACACGAACGACGAUGUCAUCAUCUCUAACGCGUCCUGCACCACCAACUGCCUUGCUCCCUUCGUCAAGGUCCUUGAUGAGAAGUUCGGCAUCGUGAAGGGUACCAUGACUACUACCCACUCUUACACCGGUGACCAACGUCUUCUGGAUGCCUCCCACCGCGAUCUGCGUCGUGCACGUGCGGCUGCCCUCAACAUUGUGCCAACCUCAACUGGUGCUGCGAAGGCCGUCUCCCUCGUGCUCCCUAAUCUGAAGGGGAAGCUGAAUGGCAUUGCUCUCCGCGUGCCCACUCCGAACGUCUCCAUUGUUGACCUCGUGAUCCAAACCGAGAAGAAGACUUUCGCUGAGGAGGUCAACGCAGCCUUCCGUGAGGCCGCCAAUGGCCCGCUCAAGGGUGUUCUUGCUGUUUGCGACGAGCCUCUUGUGUCAGUCGACUUCAGGUGCUCAGACGUGUCUUCCACAAUUGACUCAUCUUUGACCAUGGUCAUGGGUGACGACAUGGUGAAGGUCGUUGCAUGGUACGACAACGAGUGGGGCUAUUCUCAGCGCGUCGUUGACCUUGCUAACCUCGUGGCUGAGAAGUGGGAGUAGAUUUUGAGCAAGAUGCAUCAUGUUUAGCUCACUUCAUUUAAUGAGGAUGGAGAUGAUUCAUUAUGUAACUUGGCUGUCACUUGCAAAUAUUAAGGCUUGCAUCCCACAUCCAUCCAAGCGGGCGACUGCCCCGAUUUCAGCUCCCAUAUCCCCCCCUCUUCGCCAGUCCACACCUGUGAGAGUGAUAUAAAGGCUUUUUGCCUGA
Molecule: messenger RNA, 4796 nt
Organism: Closterium sp. NIES-67
Lineage: Eukaryota; Viridiplantae; Streptophyta; Zygnematophyceae; Desmidiales; Closteriaceae
Source: the annotation of a GenBank genome assembly